AUGUUCAACAUGGCGGCGGAGGGGGGAGGGAAGGAGAUGAACGAAAUCAAAACUCAGUUUAGUACCCGCGAGGGUGCCUACCAACUUCUCACGCAUUCUGAGUACAGCCGCCCCAACAGGGUGCCCUUCAAUUCACAGGGUUCCAAUCCAGUCAAAGUGUCCUUCGUUAACGUCAAUGACCAGUCCGGCAACGGCGACAGAAUUUGUUUCAACGUGGGCCGGGAAUUAUACUUUUAUAUCUACAAAGGCAUACGAAAGGCUGCUGACCUCAGUAAACCCAUAGACAAGAGGAUAUAUAAGGGCACACAGCCCACAUGUCAUGACUUUAACCCACUGACUGCCACGGCAGAGAGCGUCUGUCUGUUGGUUGGCUUCUCUGCAGGGCAAGUGCAACUCAUAGAUCCCAUAAGGAAAGAAACCAGUAAACUCUUCAAUGAGGAGAGACUAAUAGAUAAAUCGCGGGUUACAUGUGUAAAGUGGGUACCUGGUUCUAAGAGUCUGUUUCUGGCAGCCCAUGCAAGUGGCAGUCUGUACCUGUAUAACAUUGAACACACUUGUGGAACUACGCCACCCCACUACCAGCUUCUAAAACAGGGAGACAGCUACGUUGUUCAUACCUGCAAGAACAAAUCUACACGGAACCCCCUUCUCCGUUGGACUGUUGGGGAGGGUGCUCUGAAUGAGUUUGCCUUUUCUCCAGAUGGUAAAUACCUAGCCUGUGCCAGUCAGGAUGGAUUCCUGCGCGUAUUUGGCUUUGACACGGCUGAACUCCACGGCGCCAUGAAAAGCUACUUUGGAGGGUUGCUGUGCGUCUGCUGGAGUCCAGACGGCCGCUACAUUGUGUCUGGAGGAGAGGAUGACCUAGUGACUGUGUGGUCUUUUUCAGACUGUAGGGUGAUAGCCCGGGGUCACGGACAUAAGUCGUGGGUGAGUGUGGUGGCGUUUGAUCACUGCACUACCAGUAUGGAUGACUGUGAAGCACCAGCAGAGUUUAGUGGUAGUGAUGAGGACUUCCAGGAGCAGAUGCACUAUACUGUUGGUAAAGACAGAAACAAUAGCAUUCAUUCACGACUGUCCAAGCGAAAUUCGACAGACGGCAGGCCUGUCAGUGUUACGUAUCGUUUUGGCUCUGUGGGCCAGGACACUCAGCUGUGCUUGUGGGACCUCACAGAGGAUAUUCUGUUUCCUCAUCUUCCCCUCUCCCGAACAAGGACUCAUACCAGUGUGAUGAAUGCUGCAAGCCCCUCUGCUUCUACCCACACCCCUGGCAUUAAUGGCAAUAACAGCGUUAACAGUACAGGCAGUGGCAACCCUACAAACUCCCUUUCUGCCUCGCUGCCCCGUUCAAACAGUUUACCACAUUCCGCACCAGCAGAGAGCAAUACACCCAACAACCACAAGGGCAGCAGUGUCCUGGACAACACCUUGGUGGCCACGAGUGUUAGCACGUUUGCCACCCUGGCUCUGCACGAAACACGGAAAGAGCAUCAACACGACAAGGACCACAAACGUAACCGCAGCCUGAGCCACAUAAACAACAAGAGUGGUGACAAGCUCAGUCAGAUGAGUGGCACACGUUCAGCCAAAAUGGAUGCUGCCAAGAUGUUGGGCACAACUCUGUGCCCACGUAUGGACGAGGUUCCCCUACUGGAACCACUGGUGUGUAAGAAGAUUGCUCACGAGAGACUCACUGUGUUGACCUUUUUAGAGGAUUGUCUUGUCACAGCUUGCCAAGAAGGCUUUAUUUGCACGUGGGCAAGGCCUGGCAAAUUGGGCUUACUGUCAUCACAAAAUCCAGCCAACUCUCCCAGUGGUACAGUAGUAUAG
Messenger RNA from Chanos chanos (milkfish), 1827 nucleotides. RefSeq names its product WD repeat domain 20b (gene wdr20b). The transcript is spliced from 4 exons. NCBI's taxonomy places the organism in Eukaryota, Metazoa, Chordata, Actinopteri, Gonorynchiformes, Chanidae. The coding region runs from base 1 to 1827 and encodes 608 amino acids. Gene Ontology annotation, molecular function: protein binding. The record is from RefSeq and is a predicted model, not a curated record.